AUAAAAUUACUAUUGAUACUAAUACUGAUAAUAAUUUUUAUUAUAAAAAAACUGUUGAAGAAGUAAUUAAUGGUGGUAAUAUAGAUGAAAUCAUUGUAAAAUAUGCAACUAAAUAUAUUAAAUGG
Messenger RNA from Dentiscutata erythropus, 125 nucleotides. Lineage: Eukaryota; Fungi; Glomeromycota; Glomeromycetes; Diversisporales; Gigasporaceae. The record is from the annotation of a GenBank genome assembly.